Messenger RNA from Nothobranchius furzeri (turquoise killifish), 1561 nucleotides. RefSeq names its product E3 SUMO-protein ligase ZBED1-like. Gene Ontology annotation, molecular function: protein dimerization activity. The record is from RefSeq and is a predicted model, not a curated record. NCBI's taxonomy places the organism in Eukaryota, Metazoa, Chordata, Actinopteri, Cyprinodontiformes, Nothobranchiidae.
CCUAUGCCAUGUUGUCAAGGCUGCAAGAACAAAGAUGGCCAGUGACUGCUACACUGUCUGACCCAGAAGUGACCCAAAGAGGGAAACAUUACCUGGAUCUCAAACCCGACCAGUGGAGCCUGACUGAGGAGCUCAACCAGGUCCUUGAGCCCUUCCACUCUGCCACAGUUUUUAUGAGUGGAGAGCAAUAUGUUACGCUUUCUGCACUUCCACAUGUUGUUGACAAAAUUAAGAAGUCACUCCAGAGUCAGAAUCUCGAGUCACCACCUGUGGUGUCAUUCCAGACUCAUGCAAAAGAACAGGUCACAACAAGAUGGAAAGACUUGGGUAAGUUCAAACCUGAGUCUCCAAACAUCACACUGCUUGCUGCUUCUCUGGAUCCCAGGUUUCAAAAACUCAAAUUCUUUCCUGCUGACCAAGCAUUUGGAGUCAAAAACGCAUUGCAAACCUUGGCACUUGCUGUCGAGCAGCAACUGAGGCCUACUGGAUGUGGAAAUGAAGCAUCCAGCACAGCAGAGGGUGCUCCGUCUACAGCACAUAAAGACAAGAUGACCACAUCCUUCCUUGACUCGGACUCCACCAGCAGUGAUGAAGAGCAAGAUGAAGAACAGCUGUCAAAUGAAGCUAUACAGAACGAGGUCUUGGCAUAUUUCGGAGAACAGUCCCUUCCAAAGAAGGAUGAUCCUCUGAUCUGGUGGAAAGCUAAUGAACAACGCUUUCCAACAUUGGCGAAGCUGGCAAACUCCCUGCUCUGCAUUCCAGCUACAUCCACCCCAUCCGAGCGGUUGUUUUCCGCAGCAGGUAAUAUCGUGUCAAAGAAGAGGGCAAGCCUCAGCCCUGAGCAUGUAGAUAUGCUCACCUUCCUUCACUGCAACCACACGCUCCUUGGAUGGAUUGUACUUCCACUCCCCGGGCAGUCUCUUGAGGACAGUUUAAAAUCCUUGUUUACAGUAGUAGGACUUGUGGGCCAAGUUACUGUCUUACGUCAGUUCUGAAUGUAAAGUUGCACAUUUGAAGGACCCUGUUAACGGCACAAUUUAUUGCACAUUCUUUUUGAUACUAAGAGUGAUAACUUGCUUUUUUGUUAUUCAAAGAAUAUUUUUAUUUUUUUAUGUAACUGUCUCAGGGAAUGUUAAGUUUAAAGUAAUAUUAUUUAUAUUUGUGUUUUCAUCUCAAAUGUUAAGGUGGAAGUAAUUUUAGUCCUCUGAUUUUUCUAAAGAAACAAUUACUAUUUUCCAUUAUACAAACACAUUAAUAAAAUGUCAUUUAUACAUAACAUUUAAAUUUGUUGUUCUCAUUAUUAAGUCUGUCUUUUUUAUAUUGUAUAUUUAUAAUUGAACCUUAAUUUAGCAAAAGUAUGUUUUAUUCGAUUACUCGAUUAAUCGAUCCGGAUAUUCGAUAGAAUACUCGAUUACUAAAAUAUUCGAUAGCUGCAGCCCUACUAUUAAGCAGACAAGUCACCAGAUUGUAACCAGGGGCAGAAGCUCAAGGCAACUGCCAAGAGAAUCUGUGUGUGUGUGUGUGUGUGUGUCUGUGUGCGAGCGUGUGUGUGUGUGGGUGU